Messenger RNA from Schizophyllum commune H4-8, 2372 nucleotides. Its product is annotated as Metallo-dependent phosphatase. Gene Ontology annotation, biological process: fungal-type cell wall organization; calcineurin-mediated signaling. Gene Ontology annotation, cellular component: calcineurin complex; cytoplasm. The record is from RefSeq and is a predicted model, not a curated record. The transcript has 9 exons. Bases 54 to 1973 code for a protein of 639 amino acids. NCBI's taxonomy places the organism in Eukaryota, Fungi, Basidiomycota, Agaricomycetes, Agaricales, Schizophyllaceae. Gene Ontology annotation, molecular function: calmodulin-dependent protein phosphatase activity; calmodulin binding.
UCACCAGCGCCGUUUCUUCCUUCCCUCCAUCGCUGGUGACGACGACGACGACCAUGAGCACACAAGUAGAACGCGCCAUUGGGGAGAUUACGUCGAAGCCGCCCGUGCCGGACAUCGACUUCACGCAACACACGCUCGAAGAUGGCAACGUCGUCAGCACACAGGAGAGGGUCAUCAAGGACGUGCAGGCGCCGGCGAUGUCCACACCCACCGACGAGCAGUUCUUCGCCAACCGCGGCCAGGAUCGCACCAAACCAGACAUAGCGUUCCUCAAGAACCACUUCUAUCGCGAGGGCAGACUGACGGAGGAGCAGGCGCUCUGGAUCAUCGAGCAGGGCACCGCUAUCCUCCGCGAGGAGCCGAACGUACUCUCCGUAGACGCUCCCAUAACAGUCUGCGGCGACAUCCACGGGCAAUAUUACGACCUCAUGAAACUUUUCGAAGUCGGGGGAAGCCCCGCUGAUACUCGGUACCUCUUCCUCGGUGACUACGUCGAUCGUGGAUACUUCUCGAUUGAAUGCGUCCUCUACCUCUGGUCGCUCAAGAUCUGGUACCCCGACACCCUCUUCCUCCUGCGCGGCAACCAUGAGUGCCGCCAUCUCACCGACUACUUCACGUUCAAGCUCGAGUGCAAGCACAAGUACUCGGAGAGGAUUUAUGACGCCUGCAUGGAGUCGUUCUGCGCGCUUCCGCUCGCCGCCGUGAUGAACAAGCAGUUCUUGUGCAUACACGGUGGUCUAUCGCCGGAGCUGAACACGCUCGACGACCUGCGCGAGAUCGACCGGUUCAGAGAACCACCGACCCACGGCCUGAUGUGUGAUAUCCUCUGGUCAGAUCCCGUCGAAGACUUUGGCACGGAAAAGGUCACGGACAACUUCUUGCACAACCACGUACGAGGCUGCUCGUACUUCUUCACUUAUCAAGCAGCAUGUCAGUUCCUCGAGCGCAACAACCUGCUGUCCAUCAUCCGUGCGCACGAAGCGCAGGAUGCCGGCUAUCGCAUGUACCGCAAGACGAAGUCGACCGGUUUCCCCUCCGUCAUGACCAUUUUCUCCGCGCCGAACUACCUUGACGUCUAUAACAACAAGGCGGCGGUCCUUAAGUAUGAGAGCAACGUCAUGAACAUCCGGCAGUUCAACUGCACCCCGCAUCCGUACUGGUUGCCUAAUUUCAUGGAUGUGUUCACUUGGAGCUUGCCGUUCGUUGGCGAGAAGAUCACUGACAUGCUUGUUGCCGUGCUUAACACUUGUACCAAGGAAGAACUCGAGGAGAGCGACGAAGAGGAAGUGCCAGUCUCACCGACAGCGGACGAGGGUGAUGCGCGCAAGAAGGUCAUCAAGAACAAGAUCAUGGCUGUUGGCCGUAUGGCGCGCGUCUUUGCCUUGCUGCGUGAGGAGUCCGAGAAGGUGUCUGAGCUCAAAAACAUCUCCGGCACGAGCAAGCUCCCGUAUGGUACGCUUGCAGCCGGUACCGAGGGUAUCAAGGAGGCCAUCACUGGCUUUGAGGAGGCACGGAAGUCCGAUAUUGAGAACGAGCGUUUGCCGCCCGAUCUGUACGACGCCGACUCGGAGGAGGGCAAGGCGAUCAUCUCUGGUUCCCUCCCACAGACGCCAGCGGAAAACGGCGCGCACGAUCCGUCGCAGCCCGUCUCCGCUGAUGCCCUCAAGCAGGCGAUCUCCGAUGGAGCAGCCUCGCCCGCGGGCUCUCCUGCGCGCACACCGUCGUCGCCGGGAACACCAACGGCGGGCACGCCGUUCAAGCGUGGCCACGGGCGCCAAGCGAGCCUGGGGACGACCAUGACGAGCCCGAGUACGAGGAGGAGGAGCUUGGAGAGCACGAUGAGCCUGAUUCAGGGCGUGUGGACGGGGCAGACGCCAUCGGUGCAGGAGGGCGACGAGUCGGUGGAGGGGCUGGCGGAGAAGCUGGCCGGGCAAACGGUGAAUGGGGAGGCCCCGAACCCUGCAGCGCGUUGAUAGAGCGCAAUCUUGUGAGGGUUGUGUUUGGUCGGUGGGGCUUGGUGCGCAUGUUAACAGGCCCCGCGCCUGGUCCUGUCCGCCGACUCCACUCGAGUCGCCCUAUCACCGAGUCUACCCAUGUCCUGUCAGCAUCCACCCAGCUCUUUCAUCGAUUCGGAUUUCUUUCAAUGCAGUCAGCCGCGCUCGUCUCCUCGGAUUUGUGUUUAGUACUUAGCUUACUGUUCGUUAUUGGACUGCUUUGGAUCUCCCUGCCGAUUCAGUCGUCGGAGGCGUGGCGCGGCGCGACAUUCUUGUACAUAUAUACAUAUACGACGUAGACGAUGAUACGCUACGUGUAUUCGCUGGUGCAUACACGAAUGAAUCAAGAUGGCAGAUAGCGGACAUGGGAGAGCGCAU